Molecule: messenger RNA, 2190 nt
Organism: Bipolaris maydis ATCC 48331
Lineage: Eukaryota; Fungi; Ascomycota; Dothideomycetes; Pleosporales; Pleosporaceae
Source: RefSeq, a predicted model, not a curated record
AUGUCCUACAACCAGCAGUAUCCUCCGCCCCAGGGCCAGCAGCAGCCGCCGCCGCCGCGCGCAUUCUCUCCGCAAAAUUACCAGCACUCACCAACGGCCCUUUCCCCGACCAUGGGCAGCGGCAUUCCUCCCAACAAGCGACAGCGCCUGUCGCCUAACCCGCCGUCGCCAGCACCGUACCAGUCGCCCUUCGGCAUGCCUGGCGCGCCGGCAUAUCCCUCGUCGCCAUACGCCAAUUCCCCUCAGACACCCGGCUAUCUAUCGCUGCCAACAUCCCCCGCCGCGAUGCAGCCCCCGCCUUUCCACCAGCCGCAGCCCUACCAGCAACCAAAUACGCACUCGCCCGCGCCACAGAGUUCUAUGCCGCCGCCAAAGGUUCCGUACAGCAAGGCCACUGACAACUCGGAGUUGGAAAAGGCGAAUGCGCGCGAUUUGGACGUUAAUAACAUCAGCGAUGUGCUCACCGGAUCGGGUAUCGACUUGCGCGCCGAGGAGGACAAUCUGCUGCAGAACUAUCGGAGCUUCACCUCACAAGGCUCUGCAUCUACAGUAUCACCGCACGGAAGUUUUAACAACUGGAACCAGCAAGGCCAUGGCGCAUACCAGGGAACCGGUCCGCUCAGCCAGGAAAUGACCAAGGAGCAGCAGCAAGCCGAGUUUAUCAGGAAGCACGAACAGGCCGCUCGGAUCCUGAAUGAGUCGGCUCAACACCCCUUGAAUGACCCAUUCCUGUCGGCAAGUGUGCUCCGGCACCGCAUCGCAAAACGUGGAUACGAGCACGGAAUUCAGAUCAACGUGGAUGGUCUGUUCGACAAGAUCCCUGACAAGGGCCAGCAAGAGAUUACGCGCAGUACCCAGACCGGCGCAAACGGCGAGCAAAUCAUCGGUCUGGAAGCUGCCAGUCUGCUCAACCAGAAUGCUCCGCUUGUGGAGAUUCUGACAUUAAUAACUCUUGCUGCCGAGGAGCGUGUACGGACUCUUGUCGAAGAUUCCUUUGCUCUGUGUCAAGGUCGCCAGAACACCUCCGAUGGCGUCAUCCCCCCUCAGAUGGUUGAUAUCGCCGUUAUAGAUGAGAAUGCUCAAGAAAAGAUGAUUCGGCCUGUUAAUAUCUUGAAGACACCAUGGGAAGCACCGGAUAGUGCUGUCAGCCCCACAGCGACAGCAAACAAGGCACGUCUACCUACACCACCAAGCGAAGCGCCGCCUACCCCCCAGCGGACAUUUCAAAAUGUCAACCGCGUCGCUAAUGCACUUACCAAGCGCGUUCAAGACGACUACAAAUGGGAACAAGAACGCCUUCGCAAGCGAGCCAAGCGACAAGCGGGUGUUUCCAGUACAUCAGCAGAUGCGCCAGCGAUACCAAUACCGCUCCCGGAGCCAGUUACAAAGAAAGCCUUGGCAGCUGCGAAGAAGCAGAGCCAGUCAGACGUCGUUGUAUUCGGCAAAGCCAACGAAACAGCCAGCAUGGCCCUCGGCGGAAAAAAGAAGAAGUAUUCAUGGAUGACUGGUGGAGGCGGAGGCGGAGGUGGAGGCGGUGGAAGCGCAUCUGGCGCCUCAACACCACGGCCUGUGGCAGCAUCUGGCGGCAGCGGCACGGCAACACCGGCCGUCCAAGCGCCCGAGAAGGCCCUUAUCGGCCGCAAACGCAAGUUCGGCGAGGCCAUUGAGCAGACAGAGACGGGCGCUGGCAUCCAACUUCGCGAUCUCAUUCACGUGCUCGAGAAUGAUGGCCGCGAAAAGAAGACGCUUACGCUCAUCUUGGCACGCAUGAAGAACACGGACAAGGAUAUCAAGACGGAGGUUAAUAGGAACAUGCCCCCCAUCUCCACUAAUGUACCUGGACGGGUAUGAAGAAAUUCAAGAAAGAUUAUUUUCUCCCGAUUUUUUGGGGAUCUUUUCGUUAUUCGUUUGCAUUCAUCAGCGAUGGCGUUCUCACAUCCGGGUUGGGGUGGGAGGUUCAAAUCGUGGAAGCUGACAAGGAGCAAAAAAAGAAGUGUUUUUGAGUGCACGUAUAUGUGCCUUUUUGUCAUUUUUCUCUUUUCUUAUUUUGCACUAUCCCAAGAGCUGGGAUAAAACUUUUUUUUUCUUCUCAAAUGGAUUGCGGAAAGGGUUCCAUUAAGCUACCUUUUUCUGUUCUUUUGAACGGCUAUGUACCCUUUUAAACAAUGAAAGAAAUGGUAUAAAUGUCUU